Messenger RNA from Plasmodium knowlesi strain H, 2193 nucleotides. Its product is annotated as FHA domain-containing protein, putative. Gene Ontology annotation, molecular function: RNA binding; protein binding. NCBI's taxonomy places the organism in Eukaryota, Apicomplexa, Aconoidasida, Haemosporida, Plasmodiidae. The record is from RefSeq and is a predicted model, not a curated record. The coding region runs from base 1 to 2193 and encodes 730 amino acids. The transcript has 2 exons.
AUGAAGGGAAACCUGGAAACGAUCGUGCAGGAAGAAAACGAAUACAAGGAAGAAUGUAUUUUUACAUCAAUUGAUAUUUUCAGUGGACCGCACAACUACUUAAAUUUUCACUACAUUUGUGAAAUAAGUUUUAACGACAUUAGUUUUAUUUCCCCAUACCACUGUUAUUUUUUUUUGCGAAAUCAAUUUGAAAAUGUUGACAAGGCCAAGGCGAAUUAUAGAGAAAAUGUCGGCGCACAGUUCGACAGCGAGGUCUACUGGAAAGUAAUAAACGAAAACAAGGCUACAGAACUAUUUCAGAGCGAAACAGCUAUUUAUUAUGAGCAGGGGGAAUUACCAGAAUGCAGACGGAAGGCGCUGGAGAAUAUCGCCCAGGUGGUUAACAAGAUGGCUGUCUCGGAUUUAGAGGCCAUUUCACCCUACCUCGGCGAGAACCCCAAUUGGAAUCGAAACAAACUGACUUGGAUGGACAUGCUCCAAAGGGACAAAUUCCGCAAGUAUGAAAAAAUGAGAGAAAAUUUAAAAGAGACAGGAAAGCGAGAAAUUGUGUACAAAAUGAACAUGGAAGAUGUAGAAAAAGUGCAAAAUAAAAAAAUGAGGAAGGAUUUCUUCUUUUUUGGAGUUUGCGAGAAAAAAGGACAAAACAAUUUAGGCAGAAUCUACAUGAGCAUAAGAAACGACCUUGCCCAAAACACGGAGAUAUACACAUGGCUCUUAAGGAACUGUAACAUGCAGACAGAUCCCUGCCUUGUAGCAGAUAUUUCGAUAGAGGAAAAGUACUUAGAAAGGAAAAUAAUACAAGAGGAGGAUGACUGUGCAUAUAAUGAUGAGCUAGUGAAGGAAACUAAAAGGAGUCUUGCAGGAAACGAUCACUUCUCUUCUAGUGGACGCAUAACCGUGGAGGAGAAAACACAAAAUUACAUAUUCGAAAAGAAGGAAUAUAUAUCAUUUGGGAAAAAUGAGCAAAAUGAUAUUAUCUGCUUAAACCCAUCCAUCUCAAGAUUCCAUUGUGUCCUGUUUUUUUCGAAGGAUUACCAUCUGUACCUUGUAGAUGUGGGAUCCAAGUCAAGGACGAGGCUGAACAGUAACUUGUGUGAAAUUCAUAAUAAGUACAAAAUUUCCAACAAUGAUAUUAUCACAUUAGGGGUGUCUAAAAGAACGUACAAAGUUAGCAUAAAUAUAGACAGUGUUUUGUCCUACCUAGACAAAAAACAAAGUGAAAUUAAUCGUAAAAUGAGAAUUAUGAGUGAAGAUCUUGAAAACCCAUUUGGGGAAAAAAAUCCACUCAAAUUAAAAAUCUCCAAUAUUUUUUACAAAUGUAACGAAAACGACAUAAUCGACUUUUUCAAAGAUUGUGGAGAAAUUAAAAAGAUACACUUGUAUGAUGUUCCUGCGAAUAGGGCGGCGGAACGACAGAAGGUGAAAACCGAUGCCAAAAAAAGCAGAUCCUUGAAGGAAGCACUGGUUGAAGUUUACGACAAAGAAACUUCUGCUAAAAUUAUGCAGAAAAAUGAGUCCUAUUUGUACGGACGAAAAAUUUAUAUCAUCUAUCAACCACUGUCUACAUAUAAGACGCACCAUGCAAAAAUGCCCCCGAGAAGAGAGCGAUCUUCUGACGUGCAGAUUGCGUGCAAAAGGGGGAAGUACCGUGGGGAGAAAAUUACCCUCGAGGGAGGACGUUCUGACCGUUUCAGUCGCAGGGACGAUAGAGGGGAAAACUUUGGUGCGGAGAGGGGGUCGCCCCGAAGAGGGGAAUGUGGCAGGAGUGGUAGUAGGGAGAAUCGUCAUAGAGGCGAAUGCCCUGAUGGGCGCGGGCGAAGUAGGCGCAGGGAACGGAGCGAAAGUCGUGGAAGGAGUAGUAGCAGCAGCGGCCGUCGGCAAAGGAAGCGUAGCGUUGGCAGCGGGAGUUGUGCUGGUAGUAGCAGCAGCCGUGGGGGGCGAAGCGACUCUUGGCGAGGCUCUUCGAAACGCAGAAGGAGAAGCGAAAGAAGAGAAGUUGAAGAUAGAAGGGCCACCCAAAGGAGGAGAAACUUAUCUCGUAGCCUCUCCAGUAGUGAUAGGGGCAGUGGUAAGGGAAGUUACAAUAGUAGUGGCAGUAGUGGUGGCAGGAGUGGAGACAGUAGUAGCAGCAGGAGUAGUAGCAUAAGUAGCGACCAUAAAAGGCGCUUAAGGAGAAAAAGGGACAAAGUAUGA